Molecule: messenger RNA, 9694 nt
Organism: Anopheles funestus (African malaria mosquito)
Lineage: Eukaryota; Metazoa; Arthropoda; Insecta; Diptera; Culicidae
Product: serine/threonine-protein kinase tousled-like 1
Exons: 8
Coding region: 5189-9694 (1501 amino acids)
Biological process (GO): intracellular signal transduction; peptidyl-serine phosphorylation; chromosome segregation
Cellular component (GO): nucleus
Molecular function (GO): protein serine/threonine kinase activity; ATP binding
Source: RefSeq, a predicted model, not a curated record
UCGUGCGUUCGCGAAGCCGCUAUAUGCCGCAAGUUUGUGAACGCACAUCCGCUACACUGCGUCGUCUGGCGGGAUUUUGUGCGGUAUGAGAGUAUCCGCGUUUGAUUGUUGAGAAAUGGUCGCUUCGGCUCUCUCGCGCGUACGCCUUUAUAUCACGAAAACCGAACUCUGGGUAGCUGGACGGUAGACGAUGCGGUAUCAGGGCAAAUUAAGACAAAGCUCUCCACGCUCAUUUGCAUCGGGUCGUCGCACACACAUUAUGCAGCUGGCAGUGCAGCACCCAACACACCACCACCCCGGCCGAACGUGUACACAUAGUCUCACACCAAUACAGCCGUAUCGUUCGCACGGUGAGACUAUUUAGUGUUUCCGCUUGACCUGUCUACGCAGGGUGUAGUGUAGAAAACCAUUUUUUGUUUCUUGGGUGUUCCCUAAUUCGGCGAUCGGUGUGUGUGUAUGGGUUUGAUUGUUGCGGGUUAAGAUUUGUCGGGUUAGUAUGUUCGAGCAUUUCUGAUCAAGCUAAUGAUAACGAUCCAUAAAUUAAUUGCCUAGUUAGCUGUUUCGAUCGGUGGUUUCCACAGCUGCGUUACAUCCAAUAUUUGUUUCCGAGCUUGUCUAACAGACGUAUGGGGUACAUAGAAAAUAUACAGAUAGGGGUGUAGAUGCAAUCAGUGGAGCAAAUAUGUUUGUGCAGCUACUACUAGCGACACAUUCAGUCGCAUUUACAAUUCAUACGACGACACUUAGCAACAAUGUGUGUGUUGCCCACCGACGCUGGUACGGGUAAUUCGAAUUCCUUCGCUCGAUUUUGAUUCGUUUGGAAUUUGGAAAGUCAUGCCUACUCUCUAGCUUUAGGUGAGCCAAGAACUAAGAUAAAGAUUUGUUGGGAGGUCUAGAUGUAAAGGGUUUAGCCAAAUUGGUAGGCUAGGUUGAAACUGUUCGUGUAGGACAUUCAAGGGUAUUAGAUAAUGUAAAAAGAGUGUUGGAAAUGUCUGAAUGUCUUUUGCUAUAAUCAAGAGUAAUGUUACUAUGGACUCUGUAUUUUUAAUGUGACACCAGAGAAGUAUAUCCUUUGAGGGAAUGAUGUUAUAGGAUUCAUCCCAGGGUUUUGGGCACGGUUUUGGGUUUUGGGACUGUUGGCUCGGGCUGCCUUUUUAAACACAUCAUAUUGAUGUAUAAGGUGUAAAAUACAUGAACUCUGUCCAAAACAAGCAUUGACUUCCGGCCCACGAUUCCACGGGAAAAUGGAUAGACAUGUUUGAAGUAUCUGAAACAAGAUCGGUCGAUACAAGUGGGUGUAGUCAACCUUGAUAACCGUCUGUGCCAAAAACCUUUACAGCAUUACGCUGCGAAGAUAAAGCCUAAUGGUUUUGAUUGAAUGAUUACCUCCAAAGAUUCUGGCAAUGCCAACGUUCACAUUUUGAUAUAACACAUUUACCAAAACCAUCACUCGCUGAUGUAUCUAAAAAUCUAGCUAUCUUGAACAAACACCCCAGAUCGAUUGUCUGAGCGCUUUGAUCGAAUUGGGAAAACGAGGAAGCAGAUCGAGAUGUACGCUGUACGAGAGAGCGGGCUGUGCUGCAAGUUAGCCAAGAUAUGCCUUACCGUUAAUAUAUGGCCCGGACGAGCGGUAUGUGCGUACCUUGGGGAAUGGUGGGCAUUGCUGAAGCACUCACGCGCCCCAAAAACGGACUGUCGUACGCUCUUUCGAUGGGAAAAUACGCGAAAACCCGAAGGCAAAAAAGGCGUACUGUGUUAGCAACAUUCUCUCACCGACACAUGCUUUGGUGUGGUCGCGCGUUUUCCUCUAUCUGCACACGCAAACACACACACAUACACACACACAUUUACAACCGGAUUCAUCGAAAAUAUAUGGAAGAGGUAGAAGGAAAAAGAGAGAGCUGGGCGAGGAAGGGGUUGUGGACACAUGAUGAGAGGUGAAUUAGGAAGGGCAAAAAGCGGUGGUAAAAGAUUGGACAACUUUCCAGCCUAUAUACACAUAUAUACAAUUGGGUUGGUUGGUGUCUCUUCCUGCUCGCACACGCGUUCGUACACACCGGGUGGCAAAUGUAGGCGAAAUGGGACGUCAAUUGAUCCGUGUCGUGUGCAUGCGCCCGUUUGUGUAUGUGUAGUGAUUUUGAACUCCCGCACCAAAUGACUCCAAGUGACCAGCAUGAUUUUAGUUGCUCUCUGCCGUUCGAUCCAUUCUAGCCAGGCAGAAACAGGAACAUCCAAGCUGCUCUGUAGUAGAAUGGAUAUACUUUUUCGCACACAAGGCGUUAGAUUUGUUUCACACCUGUCAAUUGAAUGGAGGAUGGAACGGAGUUUUGCUGUCAAACUGUCUAGAACGAAGUAGCAGUGUACUUUAUUUUCGUAUGGGAUCUUGGAACUUCUGAAAUUUUUAGAGAUGUAGCGCGAAUCGUAACGCAUUCCAACUGAACUGAAGAUAUUGAGUAGAUUUGAAAUACAUUUCAGGAUUACUCCAUUUCUUGGGGAGUACUCCUUUUUGGGGGGGUUCUCUAUUUCUUGUGGCGAGUACUCUAUGUCAUGGCAGGAACAUUUUAAGCUCACUACGUAUUUCGUGACUAGCUUAUUUGAACCUGGAAUGAGAACCCCGAUCGAUCGUAAGAGCCGUAACAACGAAGCAUUAUUCGCAGCCGGAACAUUCAUACGUAAUGUCCGCAGGAUAUAGGAGCUGUCAUUUGCGUUCUCGCACCAUGAACAUACUGAAAUGAAAUGGUGGGAAGAUAGCUUCAACGAGCCAAGAAAAUGCAUUCCACUCUCCCUUCCCAAUUCCCAGAAGCUUUUGCGCGAACUUCCAUCUGGCCGUUUAGGACACUUGUAACAGUAUUACGUCUUACCUGCCAACACUUGGUACAUGGUGUGAUACGGUGUGCGCCUCUUGCCACGUCGACGGCGUUUAGAACACCUCUUAGCUUCUCAGGCCGAUGAAAGGUGGUGAAAAGUGCCACCCCAAAAAGGUCGUCAUUGCGCGCGGCUUAUAACGGUUCGACGCUGUGUGCGCUCUGGUGAUGCGGCAACCAUCAUGCACAUCUGCAUUGCCCACCCCAACCAAUCCGAACAAGCUAUAUUGGCUAAGCGAUUGGCUGCCCAAAAUGAGCAAAAAAAAAUGUACAAAAAUGAAGGUAGUUGCUGCAAGAUGGCGAGGCGACAGAAUGGUAUCCUACGAAAGAGUAAUGAACGUGCACAUCGCAUCACAUGCCCCUUGCCCCUUUGCGCUAUUGCCCUUCGUGCAACGGGGUGGAUUUUUUUUUUAUUUUGGGGACGCACGGUGUGUGGCGGCUGUGACGGCCACAAAUCGACCGAAAAGAAAGCGUAUCGCCGCUGCCACCGCCACCCGUCGUCAGCCAUCUUGCCAAUGUGUGUGUUGUUUGCCGCCGUCAGCCAUAUUGUUUCCGAUUGUUGCCGACGAUGCGACGGGCUUGUGCUGUACGUUCCGUUUCGGUAGUUUUUUCUAUCUUCUUCUUUCCCUUCAAUACUCUGUGUUGGAAUAGUUUUGGCUGGUUUGGCGAGGUGGCAAAAAGAAGAAACGAGCGGUAGUGUGGAGGAAAGGGGCUAGAAUUGUUUGUUCUAUUGCAUCCCCGCAACCAUAUCUGCAUUAUACAUUCUAUUAUCUGUUUUAAUACAAAACAACAACAACAAAAAUAAUAACAUGGGCGCAUACACUAAAUGGGUAAGUCCUGUAAAAUGUGCGUUUCCAUGUGUGCAAUUUUAUUGUGCUUUAAUCUGCCCAUUAGUGAGCCGCAGAAGGUAAUAAUAUUUAUUUAUUUAUGUUUUUGCUUGUUUCCAAUUCAUCUCUCACGGGUUUCUCACGCGGAUUGGUGACGAUGUGUAACGAUCAGCGCUGGUUUGAUUUGGUUGCUGUGUGAGGGAAGAGUGGAAAGAGAUCAGGUCUGUCAAGAGCAUGGAGAUUUCAAUUGCGCAAGAAGUAGGACCAGUACGACAAUGGGAAAGAGAGCAAACCAAAUGGGAAAGCGGGAUAGGAAGAGAGCAUUUGUGUUUGUGUGUGUGUUUCAGCUACGGGGUGCGUGUGCGCUUCCGCUCCGAUAUUCUCCGAUUUGAGUGUACCCAGAUGAAGGGGAAAUUAUAGUACGCGAAUCAUCAAACACGCACACAAACAGUUGGGUAUAAUGGUGUUUAUGGAUGUAUUGAUGUGAUUCUUUUGGGUUAUGUUAUGUAGGUAUACGAUAGAAGUACUUUCAAGAAAUAUUCCUGAAGUUAAAUUGAAUAUGAAGUAGAAUUCUUAGUAGUUGUCAAUCAGUCGAUAUUACAGUUUGAAGUACGAUCGUCGCCUACCGUUGGACAGGAAGUUGGACAACCCUGCGGUGUGGGUCGCGUUGUGAACAAGCGCCACUGACCAGACCAGACGGUCAAUGCCGAACUUAAGGUAGUGCUAGUGGACCGCGCGUAUUGCAUACGCCUGCGUCUGGCUCUCCUGCUCACAUUUAGCCUCUCGCUCACGUUUGCGUUCUGAUGCUCACGGCACUGCAAGCUAAACAGUGACAAGGUGGGGAAGAAAGAAAAAAAGGUCCGUAUCGAGAGAGGAUAUUGUUUAGCUCUGUGUCUCGCGGGUGUUUGUGUGUUUGUGUAAAGUUAGUCUCGUCUCGUGUGCGAGAAGAGAAGCUAGUCCAGAGUUUCAGUACCGCCUGUCAGUGACUACGACGGACGGACGAAAGGAACCGAUUUACACAAGCAACAUCAUCUCCGUGUCACAAUCAAACACCAACACCAACUGCUAGAAAGAGGAAUUGUUAAAGCAAAAAUUUUGGAACGAGUGAUUAAAUAAAAAGGCCAAACAGUGACACGUUUUCUUGCGUACGGUUUUUGGCGACAUCUUGAAAAAUUCAACUACGCGCAUAGUAUACCUUCCCUAGCUUACAGUGCUGUCACACCAAUCAUCCAAAGUCGCCAUUAUUGGGGUGGUCGGUACACCAAAAUCAAACGUCAAGUGUGUGUAUAUACGAGCGCGGAUUGCGUAGUGGUAGCGGCGUGUACCAGUGUACGAAGGAACGGUUUUUCAUCUUUUCUAUUCGUCGACUAGUGCCGCCCGACGUACGGGUUCGACGGUCGACCACGUUACCGGAAAGAGAGCAUCCCCGAACGUCGUUUCUCCGUCUCUUCCGCACGGGCUCAAAAACACGAGAAGGGAAGCCAUGUUGUCCAUACGAUGUCGGCCGGUACGCAGCUGCAGAUGGCACCACAAACAACAAUAGUACAACAAGUUGGCCAGGUCGAUCAAACUGCAUCACACCACCAUCACACGUCGCAUCAUCUCCAGCAGCAACAGCAACAGCAGCAGCAAUCGCAUCAUCACCAUCAGCCGCACUUUAACAGCGGCAAUCAGCAGCAUCAUCAGCAGCAAGUGACAACGGUGCUGAGCUCGCACCAGCAGCAACAGCAAACGUCUGCUGCCGCCGCGGCAGCAAUUGCUGCUGUCCUUUGCGGUGCUGGUAGUGGCAACGGCGGCGGCGGUGGUGGUGGUGGCGGCGGCGGCGGUGGUGGUGGAGGCGGUAGUGGUGGCAGUGGCAGCGGUAACGGUAGCAGUGGCGGCAGCGGAGGAAGUACUGUUAACAGUGUGGGCGGAGCAGGGACAGGCAGUGGUGGUGGAGGAGGAGGAGGCAAUAAUAACGGGGGAACGGGCACUAGUGCCAGUAGCAAAGGCGCCCUGGUGGAUACGGCACAGUCUACGACGACCACGACAACGACGACAGCGGGAGUGGCGGUAGCGACGGCAACACCCGGUACAACGCCCGCCCUGCAUCCACCCAUCCCUGUCGGUAACCUCCAGCAGCAUCACUCUCAUCACGCGCACCACCACCAUAACAACAACAAGGAUCAGGACUCGAACAUGAGCACGGGUUCGUCGCAUAGUGAUAAGGAGCCGGAAACGAUCAUGAGCAGUCCGGUGGCAACCACCCUACCCGUCGUGACGACCCCAACGUCCGAGAAGGUGUCGCGAACCGCUUCCGAACGGAAGCGAAAACGGAAGGCCCCGGACGAUAACGGUGGUCCGGGCGGUGGAGGUGGUGGAGGCGGUGGCGGUGGAACACUGGGUAGCGCAACGGGUGGGGGUCAUUUUCGUGAUAGUAGAGAUAAUAUUAAGGGUCUGCGGUUGACGCUGCCGGCUCACAGUGAUAAUAAGAAGAUAAAAGAUUUUUUUUCUAAACACCCGGGGCUACCGACGGUGGCCUCGCUCCGUGUGUCCAGUAGUAGUAGUAACCAGUUAGUCGGUGGUGUAACAUGCAUCAGCGCCAUUACUACCGCGGUCGGUAGUGGUGGCAGCAGUGGUGCCGGCACCGGUAGCAACAAUAAUGCGCUCGGUGGUGGCGUUACCGUUGCGGUCGGUUCACUAGGAGCAAUAUCUAAUUCCCCGCAUGUGGAUCCGGGUGGUGGUGGGACCGUCGGAACCACCACAGGUCCCUCCCGGAAAAGUCCGAACCCGCAGCAGCAGUCCCCCCACACCGGUGGCCAAUAUCCCAUGUACCCCCCUAGUCCGCAAACGCCACUACUUUCGGUGGGCGCCAGCAUCGGGAGCAAUGGUAACAAUAGCCACAAUAAUGUCGGCACACUGCAACAGACGGAUAUGUUUAGCAGUAGUCGAACACAGCGCCAACAGCAGACUGCAGCAGGUUCACCUUCGCCGACACCGUCAUCGGUAGCUGCAGGCGGCGGCAGCGGCAACAACAACUCUUCCGUACAAGUUCCUCCAUCCGUCUCGGCAGCUAUGGCAGCGGCAGCGGCGGUAGAGGCGGCCAAGGCAGCCGCCGCAACGCCCACCCCCUCAGCGACGACGGUCCUGUCGCCGAUCAUUACUCCACUGGUUAGUGCUACUGCCACCACAGGCGCGGCCGGUUCAGGAGUGUCCUUACAGCAGCAGCAGCUACAGCAGUACCAACCGAUUGUACUGGUGGCGAACAAUAGCAGCACCUCAUCGAUAAUGCUCCAGAAACAACCGUCAUCGGUCGGUACGGCAGCCAGCCAGCAGAAGCAAACAGCACAUCAAGCUCAAGGUACGCAACAGCAGCAAUCAUCGUCUGUCGUAUCGACGCAGCAACAGCGUGACUCUCAGGCGCAGGCAACGAUAGCAUCCCAGCAAACGGCAGUGCAGCAGCAGCAGCCGACUGGUCAGAACUCAGCACUACCCGGUAGUGCGUCGACGAACCAUCAGCUGCAGUGUAAUACCCCCACGUCAACAGUAGCAGCUAGUAACAGCUGCAACACCGGAACCACCGACCAUCACCAUCAGCGGGUUACACUGGUGUCGUGUAAUACGAGCAGCAAUAGCAGUAGUAACGGUGGCGGUGGUGGUGUUAGUGGUGCUACUGGUGGAGUCGGAGGCACGACGACGGGAUCAACCACCCCUAGCGGGGAGCAGCCGAGCGGGAUCGGUAGCACGAACACCCCGUUGAUAACGACAUCCGUUGCCACCUCGACGACGAGCAACAGUUCAGGUGGUGGUAACGGUGGCCAGAACAAUAAUUCCAUUCUCCAGUUGCCGGGUGGUGCGGUCGUCACCACCACCAAGUCAAUUGGGCAGAAGCUGCAACAUCAGCAAACUACCUCCUCCACGAACACGACACCGGGGGGUGGACAGCAGCAGCAGCAGCAGCAGCAGCAAAGCGACAGUAGCAACAAUAACGGUAGCAACUUCGGUAGCAGCAAAUUUGGGCAGCAGCAGCAGCAACCGUCAACACCGACGACACCAACGACGACGACAACGCUCAUGCUGACCAAGUUCGUGCAAACCGAUCUAACGCAGGCAGACAUUACCGAGCGGGACCACGACUUCGAAAGCAGCCGGACGCGGGUGGACGAACUAUCCCGGCUGUCGGACGAGCAGAAGUGUCAGCUGAACGUGCACCAGAAGGCGAUCGAGCAGCACAAAAGCCAAAUCAGCAAAUGCGUCGAGGUGGUGAAAAAGCUGCUCAAGCAGAAGAGCAACAUCGAGAAGAAGGAGGCACGGCAGAAGUGUAUGCAGAAUCGGCUACGGCUUGGACAGUUUGUGACGCAGCGUGUCGGCGCUACCUUCCAGGAGAACUGGACCGAUGGUUACGCCUUUCAGGAGCUGGCGAAACGCCAGGAAGAAAUCACUGCCGAGCGUGAGGAAAUCGAUCGUCAGAAGAAGCUGCUGAUGAAGAAGCGACCGACAAACAGUGAGGGAGGUAGGAAACGUAACAAUUCGUCGGCGACGGGCGGUGGUUCGGGCGGUACCGGUGUUACAGGCGAUAGGGGUGGCGGUGGUCCAGGCAGUACCGGUGUGGGUACGGGUGCCGUUGUUGCGAUGGGCAGCAGCGGUGUUGUUGGUGGCAGUGCCGGCAAUGUUGGCGGUGGCGGAGGUGGCUCGGCGCUGCAUAAUGGCAAUGACAGUACCUUCCUCAAGCCGGACCCGGUCGUUAGCAGCAAUAGCACGUUCACCCUACAGGAGUACUACGAAUGCGACGAGAUACUGAAGUUGCGCCAGAGUGCACUCAAGAAGGAGGACGCUGACCUGCAGCUCGAGAUGGAGAAGUUGGAGCGGGAACGUAAUCUACACAUACGCGAGCUGAAGCGAAUACACAACGAGGAUCAGUCACGCUUCAACAAUCAUCCGGUGCUGAACGAUCGGUACUUGUUGCUGAUGCUGCUUGGUAAGGGUGGCUUCUCCGAGGUGCACAAAGCGUUCGACCUGAAGGAGCAGCGGUACGUGGCGUGUAAGGUGCACCAGCUAAACAAAGACUGGAAGGAGGACAAGAAGGCGAACUAUAUCAAACAUGCGCUGCGGGAGUACAACAUCCAUAAGGCGCUCGACCAUCCGCGGGUGGUUAAGCUGUACGAUGUGUUUGAAAUCGAUGCCAAUUCAUUCUGCACCGUGCUGGAGUACUGUGACGGGCACGAUCUGGACUUUUACCUGAAGCAGCACAAAACCAUCCCGGAAAAGGAGGCACGAUCGAUCAUAAUGCAGGUCGUAUCGGCACUGAAGUAUCUGAAUGAGAUCAAACCGCCGAUCAUACACUACGAUCUGAAGCCGGGCAACAUACUGCUUACCGAGGGCAAUGUGUGCGGUGAGAUCAAAAUUACCGACUUCGGUCUGUCGAAGGUGAUGGAUGAAGAGAACUAUAACCCCGACCAUGGUAUGGACCUUACGUCACAAGGUGCUGGAACUUAUUGGUAUCUGCCGCCAGAGUGCUUCGUUGUCGGUAAAAAUCCACCGAAAAUCUCGUCCAAGGUGGACGUCUGGAGCGUUGGCGUCAUCUUUUACCAGUGUCUGUAUGGCAAGAAGCCGUUCGGUCACAACCAGUCCCAGGCAACGAUCCUGGAGGAGAAUACAAUCCUCAAGGCGACCGAGGUGCAGUUCGCCAACAAACCGACCGUGUCCAAUGAGGCGAAGAGCUUUAUACGGGGCUGUCUCGCGUACCGAAAGGAGGACCGGAUGGAUGUGUUCGCACUGGCAAAGCACGAGUACCUGCAGCCACCAGUGUCGAAGCACAACCGGUCGUCAAACGCGCAGAACCAGCACGCUGGUGGACAGAACAGCAGCACCAGUGGUACCGGUGCCGGUGGUGGCGGAGGCGGCGGCGGUGGCGGUGGCGGUGGUUCCGGUGGGUCUGGCGGUGCCGGUGGUAAUCAGGUCGGUCAGCAGACAUCCUUUUCCACCGGCAUGUUCGGUAACAUGAACCAGUCCAGCUCGUCUUAG